ACGUGACUUGGAUUUCGGCCAGCCUUCUUCCGGGGCGUAAUUUUCGGUAUAUAAAGUUAAGCGGCAGCAAGCCUCUCUAAUAAUAGUUCUCAGCUGUAGCGAGACCUGCUCAAAGACCAGCCCCUUCUCUCCGACUGCCAUUCCAAAAGUCGCAAUCAUGAACUUCUUACAAUUCCUCAUGAAGAAGAAAGAACUUAUUCCUUUGAUCACAUUUAUAAGUAUUGCUGGAGUGGGAGCAGUUUCUAUGUCCAUGUACUCCUUUUUCAAAAGUGAUGUGAUUGUUAACAGAUGGCAAAAUCCAGAACCUUGGGAAAAUGUGAAUCCUAGCAAGCCUCAAAAGCUUGUCACAAUUAACCAAAGAUGGGAACCUAUUGAAGAGUUGCAGACUGUCAAAAAGAUGACCAAAUGAAGAGUUUUCCUUCUAAAUCACACUCUGAAUAUAGUGGAAACAUUUCUGCACAAACUAGACUGCUGAAACCAGUGUGCAGAAUUGCUUCUGCUACAUUUUUAGUAUCUCCCUACACUUAUGGGCUGUACAUAGGAAAUUCCAAUUUGCCCCAGAAGUGGCAAGCAAGUCGGUCCAAAAAAAUCCUCAUAUUUGCUGUCUUGUAAAGGUGAAUUUUAUAUCAUGUAUGUAGCUCAUUACAAGUAUUUAUGAAGAUUUUUUUUUUUGCAAGCAUUUGUACUUAAGUGUUCUUUUGGUGGCAAAAGUAUAAUUGUUUGUAAGAAAUUAUCCAAGUAGACAAUCUAAAAUGCUGCUCUACAAUUUGAAUUUUCAUUUUCUUAAAUAAGAACUUUUCACACCUUUCUAGUUGGAAUGUAAAGAUUAUUACAUACACUCUAAUAGAGCUAUUACAUAACUUUAUUUUGGGGAUCUUUGAUUUUGUUGGGGUCUGUACAGACAUACCUUAGAAAUUGGUUCAGAAGUUCCAGACUACUGCAAUAAAAGCAAAUAUCUCAAAGCAA
Antechinus flavipes (yellow-footed antechinus) is the source of this 966-nucleotide messenger RNA. RefSeq names its product normal mucosa of esophagus-specific gene 1 protein-like. The coding region runs from base 158 to 409 and encodes 83 amino acids. Lineage: Eukaryota; Metazoa; Chordata; Mammalia; Dasyuromorphia; Dasyuridae. The transcript is spliced from 5 exons. The record is from RefSeq and is a predicted model, not a curated record.